AAAAGAUUCCUUUACCUAAACCAAGCAAAAAGACCCUCUUUUUUUGCUCUGAAAGUGUGUCUUUUUGUACCAAUCAAAUUACAGUCACAGAGAAACUCAUCAUCUUUUCUCUGUAAGUAACAUCACUGAAUCCCACGCUCAUCUCAUCCUCCAUUUCUAGAGUUUAUCGCCAUUCCAUUUCUAUGCUUUUCGCAGAUGUAGUUACUUACUUACUACAAUGUAUUUAAGGUGAUUGAAAUUUGAAAUGUUGAAUUUGUGAAGUAAGAUGAGUAAGCGUGAAUUUUCAAGGAUGAAGCCGUUAUCAUCACAAGUUCCUUUGGCUACUUUGAUUGGCCGUGAGAUUCGAAAUGAGAAUGUUGAAAAACCUUUUGUCAAAUAUGGACAAGCUGGAUUGGCAAAAAAAGGAGAAGAUUACUUUUUUAUUAAAACUGAUUGUUACAGGGUUCCCUCUGAUCCAUCAACUGCGUUUUCCGUCUUCGCGAUUUUUGACGGGCACAACGGUAUAUCAGCUGCUAUUUAUACAAAGGAAAACUUGCUUAAUAAUGUUUUGAGUGCAAUGCCACAAGAUAUCAGCAGGGAUGCAUGGCUACAGGCCCUUCCUCGCGCUUUAGUUGUUGGUUUUGUGAAAACUGACACAGAGUUUCAGAAGAAGGGGGAAACUUCUGGAACAACAGCUACAUUUGUUCUGGUUGAUGGAUGGACUGUCACUGUUGCAUCUGUUGGUGAUUCCCGUUGCAUAUUAGAUACUCAGGGAGGUGUAGUUUCUCUCCUGACAGUUGACCAUAGAUUGGAAGAGAAUGUAGAAGAGAGGGAGCGUGUUACUGCCAGUGGUGGUGAAGUAGGAAGACUCAAUAUAUUUGGGGGAAAUGCGGUAGGGCCUCUUCGCUGCUGGCCUGGUGGAUUGUGCCUAUCUAGAUCAAUAGGAGACACGGAUGUCGGAGAAUAUAUUGUGCCAAUACCACAUGUUAAGCAAGUGAAACUUUCAAAUGCUGGUGGAAGGCUUAUUAUAGCCUCUGAUGGUAUUUGGGAUGCUUUAUCUAAUGAUACGGCUGCCAUGUCAUGUCGGGGUCUACCUGCAGAGCUUGCUGCUAAGCUAGUGGUUAAGGAAGCUCUUAGAUCUAGAGGCCUGAAGGAUGAUACAACCUGCCUUGUUGUAGAUAUUAUUCCUUCUGACCACUCUGUAUUACCACCAACUCCAAGAAAGAAAAAUAAUAUGCUAACCACGCUUCUCUUUAGAAAGAAAUCUGAGAACUCUACAAACAAAGCUACUAGCAAGCUUUCUGCAGUUGGUGUUGUUGAGGAGUUAUUUGAAGAGGGUUCUGCAAUGCUUAUAGAAAGGCUUGGUAAGGAUUUUCCAUUUGAUAAGAAUUCUGAGAUAUUCCGCUGUGCGAUUUGCCAAGUGGAUCAACCCCCUGGCAAUGGUUUAUCAGUGAACUCUGGACCUUUCUUUUCUCCAGCUUCUAAGCCAUGGGAAGGCCCAUUUCUCUGCACAAAUUGUCGGAAGAAAAAAGAUGCCAUGGAAGGAAAGAGGCCUAGCUCACCUACCGUUACAGCACAAUAAUUAUCUAAUAUUAUGGUUCCACAGUAAAUAUUUGUAUAAUUUUAUCUGGCAGUGCGAGCAUGCUUGAUUUUGCAUUUUCGGUGGUGAUUGUCAUAGAUGUGCAAGAAAUGAAGUUAAGAUAGGUCUAGUAAGUGUUUUGGAAAUUGUAACAAAUUUGAUUAUGGCUUGUGCUCAGCUGUUGGACUGACUGAUAGAACAAAUAUGGUGUCUGGUAGAUAGGUGAUUUGUGCUAAGCUAACAGUUUGUAUUUGUAAGUAAACUGAAGCUAUGGUUACAUCUCCCAUUCGAGACCUUCAACGAUAAGCCCCUUUUGAGACUAAAAGAAGUCUCAAUCGUAUCUGAAAAUCAGGAUUUUGUGAUCUUUGUUGACCCCUCUCUCCCCCAACACAAAAUAGUCUAUGAAUGUGAAAAUUGUUGAUCAA
Messenger RNA from Trifolium pratense (red clover), 1983 nucleotides. RefSeq names its product probable protein phosphatase 2C 5. NCBI's taxonomy places the organism in Eukaryota, Viridiplantae, Streptophyta, Magnoliopsida, Fabales, Fabaceae. Gene Ontology annotation, biological process: protein dephosphorylation. The coding region runs from base 266 to 1561 and encodes 431 amino acids. The transcript has 8 exons. Gene Ontology annotation, molecular function: protein serine/threonine phosphatase activity. The record is from RefSeq and is a predicted model, not a curated record.